Messenger RNA from Geodia barretti, 1540 nucleotides. The record is from the annotation of a GenBank genome assembly. NCBI's taxonomy places the organism in Eukaryota, Metazoa, Porifera, Demospongiae, Tetractinellida, Geodiidae.
GAGCCUCAGGAACAGACUGACUACUCUACAGACUGAGCUGGAGAGUGUAAAAGAGGAGAACAAACAGCUGAAGGAGAUCAAGAAACAGAUGACAUUUGACAUCGAGACACUUCUCAGCCACAGACAGGAGCUGUCGGCUAUGAAGCAGCUGUUGCUGAAUGCCCAGAGAGAGUCUUCACUUCCUCAUCUCUCCCUGGCCCCACCCCAUCCCUCCUCACUACACCCUAACCCCUCAGUCAAUGCAGACAUCGAUCUCGAUUCUUUCACUCCUCGCCCCGUCCUCUUUACAAAAAGAGCCUCACCAACAAGAUCUGAUCAGAGUAAAAAAUGUUGACCCCACAGAACAAGCAGACACUCACUUCAUGCUAUUUUAUACACAAAAUUAUCAUUUUUAUGACUGAAUAAAACUGCACGAAAAUUGACAGAUGUACUGCAUUACAGACAAACGAGAGAGCAAGUGAUGAUAGUACUUUCUGAUUAAUAAUAAAUAAAUAAACACAUUCUCUGUCUCGGCCGUCAUGAAGAUCUUAGCGGGAGGAGAGAAUGCGCUGAUGGAGAGACUGAGUAGAGAGAGAGUUUUGGUAGCGAGCCGUCGAAAUGACUUCUUCGACGGAGUGUUGUCGAGGAGGCAGUGGAGCUGUUGCUGACGACGGAAGAGCAGCGUCUGUCGUAUCCUGAGAGGGGUCUCGUCGGUGUGGGUAGCUGUAGGGGACUGGUGAGCGGGGAGGGGGAGGGAGAGAGGAUAAGUUCAAAGAAGAUUAUUGUGCUCGAUGAGACGUCGGACGAUGUCGUUUUCGGGCCGCAGACUACGAGAACUUGUAGAGAGGUGGGUGUGGUCACCAUGGAAUGGAAUGGAGACCGGCACUCAUCGUCUGGGGUCCUGAGUGGGCAGGUGAAGAGAUCCAGAACGGGACCUUGACUGCAGUGCUCAGCGGUCACCAAUCUGUACCCCAGAGCCUGUGACCCACUGUCACCUGUCGCAGAACAAGAUACGUCACUGCUGGUUCUUGCUGAAGAGCCGUUUCUCUUGUGGAGACGGAACACAAGGAGGUCGCUCUCAGACGUGCCCGCGAGGAGGUAGGGAGAGGAGAAGUGGAGGGAUGUUAUCUGCAGAGUUGGGGUGGAUGCUGCUGGGAGGCCCAAGUCCGCAUCACACAAUGUGCUGUGGAGAGAGAGAGGGAGAGUGGGGGGAGCAUGAGCAAGGGUGGGAGAGAAACCGAUCACAGUCUCAUCGGGCCUCUUUUACUCCAGCUAUCUUCCCCAUUAAUUUGAAUGAUGGCCAAGGCUUUGAGCCAAGAAAAGGACAGCUUUAUAAGCACUUGAUGGGACGCUGAAUGGCUCGCGUUAUUAUAGUACAGGCUAACAUAACACGACACUGGGGUUUGGGCACACUGGCACUGAUCAAAACAGCAGACGGGCAGUGUUUGGAGGCUGUGUAGGCUCAGCAAUGUUGUGGUCACAUGGCUCGAGGAAUGCGUGUAACCAGGUCACAUGAAGACUGCAAUUGAACUAUUCAUAUCUGAGCUUCUCUAUAGUAAUA